AUGAAGAGCGCGUCGCCGAGUGCAGAUAGGUCCCCUGCAGCCUCACCGUCGAAUGCAUCGACGCCAGCCGUUGCUGGCAGCGCUGCUGGCACAUCGAGGCCGUCAGCGUCACAGGAGAUACAGACGGAACCGCGGUACAUAAGGCUCCCAGACGCGCUCUACGCCCUGCGCCGCCGCUACCCCUCUGUGACGGAAAGCGUUUUUCUCGAAUGCACGCGUUGCCAUCAGUGGGUGGCGGUGCGCGUUUUGCGUGAAAUUCCGAACGAAAUAACCAGCGCUGUCGUGCCGUGCAGUGCGCUGGGCUUGGAUUCGAUAAGCGUCCGCACUGGCUGCAGCGGUCCGCUACGUCAUGCGCAUCAAGACGCCUUGCGCCGACGUGAGGAACUCGCGAACGACGCCGCCGCCCCGCAGUGGCGGUCAAGGCGACUCCAGGAGAAGCACAGCCACCUCGCGAGUGGCGACGCCAACCACAACGGUGAAGCGCAUGGUGACGUCAGUAGGGCAGGGACAGCGACCCCUCAGCAGGCCUUCUUUAAGUCCGUCCUGCACCACCUGCGACGCAGCCGGCGCCCGUCACAGGAGGGUGCGGAGGACUCGGUGACGGCAGCUUCUGAGAGCGCGCGCGAGAGGAGUCGACGACACACGCCUCUCUACAUUCCGAACCCUGACACGUUCAUUUGCGCCGGGUGGCAGUGCACCUGGGACGCGGACGCACUUGCCGACCUUCGGCGGGACUGGCUGCAGAGCAUCUAUCGCGCUCUUCCCAUGCCCCCCGUUUGCGAAGACGGCAUGGGCCUCUCCUCUGACGCCUCCUCCUCCUCCCCCUCCCUCCCAAGCUCCCCGGCUGUCUCUUCCGUAAUGGCGCUGCGGCAGCGAAAGGCAGCGCUGAACGAGACCCUCGCACUGGAGCUCGAUGUGGGGCGGAGCCGACGCUGGGGACGCGGCGUUGGCCAACGGGCGGGCCGCGAUGAGCACAACUUGGAGAGCCAGGAUAGUCUGCCGGCCCUCUCGCUGCCCGGCCGUGCCGCGGAGAGUGACACGGAGCUCUCUCGGUUGCAGGGGUCGUGGGUGAGGGCCGCCGCUCUGCACCUGCUCCGUAACAGCAGCAGCGCCGCUGAAGGCUGCUCUGUGACACCCGUUGCCGAGGAGGACGAAGAGGCCGAAACGCCGCACCACCGUCAUUCCAGCGUGGAGGAAGACAGCCAGGAGAACGUGCUCUCCGCGUACUGCUGGGCGGUGUGCGACGCAUGUGGCAAGCUCCGUCGCAUCGCACAGCCCUUCCCUGGUGGUGCGCCCUUUGUGUGCGCCAUGGCAGUGACAACGUCCUCGUCCUGUCGCGCAGCCCGCGGCAGCAACGCUCCGCAUCGUGAAGCAACGUCUGGACUUGACCAAGCAUGCACUGUGUCGGAGGUGGAAGGGCUUCUGCAGUGCAACAUGAAGCUGUGCGAGGCAGAACUCAUCUACGCCGCCCUCUCAUCCCCUUUCCUGCCUUACCCUCUCAGGGCACAGCUGUCCGCGCUCGGCCGGCGACAGACCUGUUUCAAGGAUUCGUCGGAGCCGGCGAAGCGACUGAGCAGGGCGGAUGUGUCGCGCGUUUUGCUUUCCGAGCCGCUACUGCGGACGAUCCAGUCCAGCGUACGGGAGUCCGUGACGAGGGAGGCCCUCCACCCCACCGCCUGCCAGAGACGCCGCGGCUCCGGCGCCACAGCCACCGCCACCCCGGCCCCGGUGAAGCCGCAUCGCAAGGCCUCAGCAUCGGAACUCGACUACGCUGAUGCCGAGCUGGCAGAGACGGAGUUCUUUCUUUACCGCUCACUCCCCAUCUUGCGCGAGCUUGCCCGCUCCAUCAAGGCACGGAGCAUCAGCGCCUUCGUGCGGCAGCUGCAGCUCACACCCGCGCAGAUCCAGGCGAAGCGCGAGGCGGUGAUGCUGGCCUCCUUCCUCAGUAAUCACCAGCACACGCCGACGACCGGCAGAGACAGCGGCACCGAAAAACGGAAACCCGCGGUGGUGAUCGCCACAACGAGCGAAGCGGAGAGGACGCGUGCGAAAGUGAAGGUAGAGGAAGGAGACAUGUCGAGCACAGAGCCUGCGGAGCGCUUGCCACCCCGGCCAACCCGCACGCGGACGAGAGCGCCGCCAGCGGUGCCAGAGACUGCACCAGCGCCGGCAGUGGUGAAGGAACAUAUGAAAGUGCAAGCUGCCAGCGGCAGUGACAUUGCCACACCUCAACCGGUGGGGGAGCCGACACCAGCCCGGACAAGAAGGAAGCCACUCCAGGAAGCAGCACCGCGGGCUUCGGAACACCAGGAAGGCCUCUCAUAUGAGGCUGCGCCGCAGCAGCCCGCCCUUGGUGCCCCUCGAAAGCGCGGACGACCGCCCCGCCAGGGGCCAGGAGAGCCCUCAAGGCCGGUGGUCCCUGGGUCCCAGGCAACUACGGAGGCGACGGGAGUCGGUACAGGUGUCGACACGGCAUCCCUUCGACGUCGCCGGCAGCGCUGCGAGAACGCGCCAGUGAAAGAGGCAAAGACAGCAAAAAGUAGUGCGGCCACUGCAGGGAAGGCGGAGACAGUGGGAGAGGUCGCAAGCUCACCAGCAUCACCGUCGCGUGGACGACCGCAUGAACGGCCACCAGGAAGCGGCUCAGCGAGGCGGAAGCGCAGCCAAGGUGCCCACGACGAGGACGCAGAAGCGAAGGCUGGGGAUGGCAACAAGUGGGAGGUGGUGCAUUGGGUUCAGUGUGACCUGUGCAGCAAGUGGCGCAUCGUGCCGCACCGCGUACCGGCCAAAAUUAAGUUCUGGGAGUGCAAGAUGCGCUACGACGAGCAGCGCGGCCGGACGACCACCUGCAACGACCCAGACGACGCCGAGCUUGCCUCGUGA
Leishmania major strain Friedlin is the source of this 2883-nucleotide messenger RNA. RefSeq lists its product as hypothetical. The transcript has a single exon. The record is from RefSeq and is a predicted model, not a curated record. Gene Ontology annotation, molecular function: zinc ion binding. Bases 1 to 2883 code for a protein of 960 amino acids. NCBI's taxonomy places the organism in Eukaryota, Euglenozoa, Kinetoplastea, Trypanosomatida, Trypanosomatidae.